This is a messenger RNA of Varanus komodoensis (Komodo dragon), 2392 nucleotides long. RefSeq names its product acyl-coenzyme A thioesterase THEM4-like. NCBI's taxonomy places the organism in Eukaryota, Metazoa, Chordata, Lepidosauria, Squamata, Varanidae. The record is from RefSeq and is a predicted model, not a curated record. Gene Ontology annotation, cellular component: mitochondrial matrix. Gene Ontology annotation, biological process: cardiolipin acyl-chain remodeling; long-chain fatty-acyl-CoA metabolic process. Bases 332 to 820 code for a protein of 162 amino acids. The transcript is spliced from 5 exons.
GCAAUUUGGAUUUCGUAAUACUUGCCUUCGGUACAAACAGUACGUCUCCUGUACUCUCUUCUCUGGCAUGCUUCUCCCGUUUCUUUUCCACAGUGGUGUUUGGAAUGGCACACUACAUUCCUACCCCCUUAGGACAUGUAACUUUUCCAGGGAACCCGUGUCCCUACUAAAAAAAAAAAAAAUGGGUGUCUUGGGAAAUAUUCCCUCUAGCUUCUGCUAAGUGCUAUAGCGUCAGUCCAGGCAUGUGUCCGGUGAGGACAGAAGCCUUGUCCCUGAACCUCGCUGGCUCAGCCACGUCUUGGCUCAGACCCGUGGUCUGUCUCACCCGGGAAUGUGGUACCGGAUUGCUGUCACUUUAGAGACCGUUUUGCCAGUCCAGGAGACAAAGGAUUUUUGCCUCCCCAGCUUGAGUUGGAGCCAGGAGAUGUUGAAACAGUUUGCGAGAUUUAUGGAGAUGUCGAAAGACGGGACAUGGCGAAGGAUACCGAACUCGAGGCACUUCCACAAUGAUGUUCCAGAAUGGGUAAGGAAAGAGUCCGUGGCAAAGAACCCAGAUGGUACCCGUAUGUUCCUCCGAAACAUGGAUACAGAAGGAGUGGGCUUUGAAUACGCCCUGUUCUUCAAUGGGUCCGAGAAAAGGAUGGUGUCCAUCUUCCAGCCAGGACGUUACCUGGAGGGAGCACCUGGUCUUGUUCCUGGUGGGGCGAUCGCUGCCAUGCUUGACAACAACCUUGGGGCGUGUGCCAUCGGUUCUGUUGGCUUGAUCGUGACGGCCAACCUCAACAUUGACCACCUCAGCUUGCCAGGCAGAGGUGGCUGAACCCUUUUUCAGCUUGAGGGCUGAACUGUCUCCCAGAAGGAUUUGGGUCCCCAUUCCAGGGCAGGGAGCCAAGAAGGCCAACAGGCUUGCGCUUCAACCUUUUCUGCUGUGGAAAGCUCAGAGGAGGCUGGAUUCAACGAGCCAGCUUUUAUCUGGAGUCCUGCAGGAGCGAUCCAGGAUGGCCCACGGUGGCGAACUCCUUCUGGGGACGGAGCAAGCUGCAGGAUGUCCAGAGUCUGCUUUUGCAACUGUCGUGAGCCACCCAGAGAGCUUCCGCUUUGGGUGUGACAUAAAAGAAACUCAUUAUGCUCAUUUCUCUUCCUACCAGCAUACAAUCCCCUUCUUGAAAGAGCUUCACUGGUUACCCGUCUGUUUCCAGGCAGAAUUUAAAGUGCGAUACAGCUUGGACUGCAAUUGCUUCCUCAAACCAAGGCCACCACGAGGCACUUCCAAUAGGAUUCUGUCUUAAGAGUUGCAGCGCUGAAUUCCCAGGACAACGGACACCAACAGGGUGUAAUGCUCAGUGUUCUCCACCAGAGGGCACCCAACUUCAGCACAGAGAUCUUAAUUAGGCUAAUAGAAUCAGUAGCCUGCAGUGUUCAUAGUUGGCCACAGGGGGGCACCUGAGUUUAAGCAGCAGAAUGGGAUGAGGAGGUUGCAAUUCAUAGAAUUGGCCACCAGAGGGCACCCUGUGCUGUUCCAGGCUCUUUCUUUGGAUCCGGAUCAGGAGCAUUUCCCCAAGUACUCAUGUUUUGGGCACGUUACUCCAGUGUUGGCCAGGAUUGUGUGAGGGGGAUACACACCCCAUUGCAAACAUACUGUGCAAUGUGUGUUGUGUGCCAUCAGCCAGCAAAUUGUGUCUGAAUCCCAUGUUGGUCUGAAAGAUCAGCCUUGAUCCAGAAUGAACUGAAACCAGCGUAAUGCUGGCUGGCCCGAAAAUGGUGCGUAGUUCUCACCCAUCAAAUCUAAGAAGGUGCUUCCUGAGUGUGAAACAGAAGAGAGAAUCUUCCAGUUGGUUCCUGGAGUGGCACCAAGUAGAAUGCGAACAGGCCGGAGGGCAGGUUUCAACAGAUGAUGCAAUUUGUGGUUUUGGGUUGCCUGCAUUCAGUUUCUACCUUUUAAAAUGUGUGCGCGCACACACUUUCUCCUUUGGCAACUGAAGCACUGCUGUCCCUCUUAUUUGGACUAUAUCAGCUGACCCUCCCUGAGGCUUACAUUGAAGGUGUGAUUUUGUUUCUUAAAUUGGCAAUUGAUUUAGCAAAUCAUUUAAUAGUUGCUUCUCAGAGAAUUGGCCAGACCUAGUUUCAUUGGUAGUGUGUCUUAACCAGGGCCGUCUGAACAGUAUUAUGGGCCCCGGGCAAAGCAGUGUCCUGGGGCCCCUGGGACAACUACAACUGCUGUUAAGUUUGGGAGUUUUCCAAUUUUCCAAGGGUUAACAUACACAGAUUAGUAAGGGUCCCACGGGCAAGUGCCCAUCAGGCCCACGCGUUAAGACGGCCCUGGUCUUAACUGGGCUACCAGAAUCAAGAGGUUGCAGUGCACCACCUCGGCCACAGGAGGGCAGCCUCACCU